AGGGCAACAGGUGGCCACCUGUCUGUAUACAUACACACAUGCAUAGGCUGACAUACAUUCACAUAAACACAUACAUACAUACAUACGCACAUUUAAAGUUAUGCAAGUACAGGUGUAUCAAGGAUUAAUUAAAUCCACCUGUGUAAAUUUUUAAAUAUCUACUGUUCUUAUUUCCCUUAUGUAAUAUUAGCCAUGGCAUUUUUAUGUCCCGCGAAAUUGAAAAAGUCAAAAAAGAAGAAAGAAUUUGAUCAGUAUCCUUUACGCCGAAAUUUAACAGGAAGCGCAAGUCUUGACACUUUGACUCAAGUUGGUUUAGCCAAGAAAGACGGUCUCGAUCCUGAAGCUCGCUUAAUAGUCAUUCAAGAUUUUGUUGCUUGUGUUGAUGACGAAGUUUCUGUGAAGAAAGGAGAUAUAGUCUACAGUCUUUACAGAGAUAAUGAUUGGUUGUAUAUACUUUGCGAUAAUGGUAAAGAAGGCUUUGUUCCCAUAUCGUACACCACACAAGCAAUACGUAAGCAGCAGCGUACAGUUGAAAAUGACAUCAAACAGAAUACACUAGAGAAGGAUUCUCAUAACAAUUCAGGAGAAAGUUAUAUCAGUUAUCAAGAGGCCAGUAUAUUCCAGAAACGAGACUGUGGGAAAUUCUUGGUAGUCUAUAAUUUUGAUGCUGUGAAUGACAAUGACAUCACAGUUGAAAGUGGGGAUAUUAUUACUGUACUAAAUGUCGAUGAUCCAAACUGGUUUUGGAUUAUAAAAAACUGCAAACAAGAAGGAUUUAUUCCAGCUUCUUACUUAGUGCCUAUAAUUCAUACUGAUCCAACAGGAAAAGGUGUUUAACUAGAGUAUUAAUACCUCUUGAAUUUUUUGUGGGGUUUAUGAACAAAAUUUUUCACACAGAGAGAAUGACAUUAUAUGUCUCUGGACAUGAAAAAAUUAAUAUAUGUUAAUGCAUGCCGUGAGAACACUACAACCAAAUGCAAUAAACUCUUUGGGAUUUUCGACUCUGCAUGGCUAUCAUCACUCAGAAAUGAGUAUAAGUGUAUUGAGUUGACAAGAGUAUUGGAAUCCUGUGCAAAAUAAGAGUUUAUGAGUUCAAUCUCAGCUUGGAAAUAUGAUGAACAGAAGUAAAACUAUUUGAAAUUUAGUUUUACAAAACAGAAAAGAUGAAUUUAAUGGUCUCUGAAUUCAAGAUGUCAACAUAUAAUUGUAUAUCUGGAUAGGAUGAGGAAACCAUGGAAUUUCUCUUUUAAAGAAUUUGUCUUUCAUAAACUUGAAUUUGUAAAUUGUUACUGAUCAAAAACAACAUCUCUUUAAUGAACAUAUAUUUAUGUUUAGUUCAAAAAGAAAUUUUUAAUUGAAUACCUCUGUACACACAAACUUAGCUGGGGAAAUGACAACAUGUGAUAUCUCUGCAGGGCAUUAUCCAUAUAAUAAAAUGAAAUAGUUAUAAGGGAAUCAAAAUUGGGUCACUAACUUGGCUUACCAGAAUCUGUCUUGAGCUGCUAAAGGGUCAGCUCCCCGUCCACUUUAUUUUUCAUUUACUUGCUUGGUCUGCAGAAAAGGGCAGUGCUCAUGGCCUUUGCAAACUCUCCUAGACUAGUGAGACUGAUGCCAUUUGAUAGUCCUCUUGCAACUUUGAAGGCCUGCAAGAAAGACUGGCUGCUCAUAGACCAUAGGUCUGUUUGAUCGUAAUUCACCUGUGGCUAAAUAAAAACAUUCAAUUUUAAAGUGAUCUGUUCAGAACUGGUGUCAUCAUUUAAUGUGCAUUCCAUGCUGGCAUGGGUUGGACAGUUUGACAGGAUCUCGUGUUCAAGGACGACAUCAUACUCCAGUGUCAUUUUUUAGCCAUGGUUUCUAUGGCUGGAUGCCCUUCCUAAUGCCAAUCACUUUACAGCAUAGACUGGGUGCUUUCUUUGUACUACCUGCCCUACUGGAGUCACCAUGCAGCUUGCUGAGCUGGAGGUGGGGAGGUUAGCAUCCUGCAAGUGAAUGAGAGAUUGAACUAUGAGAAGGGGAAGUAGUGCAGGCUCUUGUUUAGAAUCUGCAUGCUUACUUCUUGUAGGAGAAAGGAAGAGAAAAUGAACAGUAGAAACUGCAAGAGAUAAUGAGCAAUGAGGUAGGGGCCAUCUAGGAGAUGGCCCCUACAAGGCACAAGGUGAGCUGGAGAAUCAGUUUGCUAGAUUGUAUGUCUUUGGUAUUAAUUAAACUGAAUGAGAAUGGGAUCGAAAGAUGUGAUGGAGCAUCAAAGCAAACAUCUUUUAGUAUUUAUUUUUGUCUAUUUCAAUAUAUAUUCUUAGUCCAAAUCUCACAAGCAUUGUAUCCUUUACCUUUGUAAACACUGGUAAUUAGUCAAAAGAACAAUAAUUAGCCAUACUGUUAAACAUACUAGGCAAGUGUUGAGCUGCUUGCUACUUCCUUUUCUAUUGUUCAAACCUUUAAAAUGUUUAGAUUUUUUGGUUUGGUCUGAAGGAGUUGUAUCCACAGCAUUUGCAGAAUGAUGUUCUGGAAUGACCUGCAGCUAAAACAUUAGUAGGGACAUUCCAACAAGGGGGCUUCUACAUGGUCAUUUUGACUUGUGAGAACUUUUGUGUUGCAUGUCGUUUCAGUACAACUUUUUUCUCCUCUCCAAAAGCUCUGGUUUCUGAUGCCGUUGUGUAAUCCAGUUCACUUCUGUGAUAUGUGAGCACAAUAUUUUUGAUUUUGUAAUAUUACUUUACCCUUUAAAACUUUGGUUACAAAAUUCGUAAUGCAUUACUUACCUUCAAUAUCAGAUUAUUGGCCAGCUCUGAAAACUUGUUUGCAACUUCUGUGAAGAAAUUUCAUCCUAUUUCGUGUCAUAUACACAGGAAACCUUUAUCUCGGGUUUUUAAUUCUGCUUAACCUAAAUCAGUGCCAUUGCAAUACUUGAUAAACUUUGCUACACAAGUUAAAUGUGUUGUGAACAUGGCAUGGCUAAAUGAUUAACAAGUUUACUUCAUAAUCAAAAAAAUCCCCCAUUCAAGCCUACUGCAUAGCAUGUUUUAUAAUAGCCUUGAGUCAACCCAGUCCAUGUGAAAGUAAGUUGAAGGAAAUUGUGCGAGACUUUUAGAUGGCAUGUUCAUGCAAAUCAGUGGUUCUGAAACCAAUUUUUUGCCUAUGAGCUUGUAUCAAAGAUGGCAGUUGUCUCUUGUAACCUGUUUGUUUUGAAGUGAUAAGUGUUUUAUUCAAGAACACAAUGCAUCACCUACUCCAAGAAUUGAAUCCAUGAUCCUGUGAUUGAGUGCAAAAUCCUAAUCAUGAUGCCAUUUUCCCUCAGCAGAACCAGACGUUUCAUCCAUAACCAUCUCAUUUACUUUUUUGAAAAGAAAUGAUUUUAGGGAAAUUUGGCUGUUAUUUGUAGCAGGUAAAACUAGUUAAGACUCUCUCUUGUAGACUUGUCUUUUAACCUUAUAUCAAAGCUCUUCAAGUAGGUCUAUGAUCAAAAGCAUUCCAAUUGUGACCAUCCCGUUUGUUAUUGGGUGUCUAGGAUCACAUUCUCCAGUGUGUGCAAGUGUUUUUUAAUACAGUAGAAAUUGGAUCUAUUUCUUGCAAGUUAAGCAUCUUCAGGAUCUUUCAUGUCAUCACAGUUGAAUGGGAUGGUCGUCAUGACUUCAAAGCUUUACCCUUGAAUAAACUUUACAAUAUUUUGA
Messenger RNA from Octopus bimaculoides (California two-spot octopus), 3668 nucleotides. RefSeq names its product SH3 domain-containing protein Dlish. NCBI's taxonomy places the organism in Eukaryota, Metazoa, Mollusca, Cephalopoda, Octopoda, Octopodidae. Gene Ontology annotation, molecular function: protein binding. The record is from RefSeq and is a predicted model, not a curated record.